Messenger RNA from Carcharodon carcharias (great white shark), 3425 nucleotides. RefSeq names its product inhibitor of apoptosis protein-like. The coding region runs from base 354 to 1853 and encodes 499 amino acids. Gene Ontology annotation, biological process: regulation of cell cycle; negative regulation of apoptotic process; positive regulation of protein ubiquitination. Gene Ontology annotation, molecular function: cysteine-type endopeptidase inhibitor activity involved in apoptotic process; ubiquitin protein ligase activity. The transcript has 7 exons. Gene Ontology annotation, cellular component: cytoplasm; nucleus; spindle microtubule. The record is from RefSeq and is a predicted model, not a curated record. NCBI's taxonomy places the organism in Eukaryota, Metazoa, Chordata, Chondrichthyes, Lamniformes, Lamnidae.
AGGUUAGGCGAGGUUGGAUGUACUUUGUUCUUUUGAUGAUUUGAGAUUGCUGCAGGAUUGCUAACAAGGCAAUUAGUUACUGCAAAGGAAUGUCAAACUUGCGCUUCAAGUAUUAACCACAGCACAUAGUUUAUUUUCCGACGAAAUCUGUUUUGAGGUAAUUUUAUUUCCAGAUUUUUCCGCCUCGUUUAUUGACAAGCCAUGCCAAGGUGCACACAGUGGAAUUUCAACGAAAAGAAGUUGGCUGUUCAUAUCAUUAUAUUGGAAAGACAUCUGAAUCCCAAGAGAAGAUUAAGAACCAAGAAUCUGUAGCUCUGUAAACACACAAUCAGGAUAUUUUGUUCUCCUCCAAGAUGGAUAUUACAACCGAUUGUAAACAAGAUCUCUCAAAUGAACUCUAUAGACUUGGAACAUUUAUCGACUUUCCAUCUGAUGUCCCAGUGUCUGAUGCAACAUUGGCCAGAGCAGGUUUCUUUUAUACUGGUGUCAAAGACCAAGUUAGAUGUUUUAGCUGUGGUGGCAUAGUAGAAAACUGGCAGCAUGGAGAUUCUGCUAUAAGAAAACACAGGCAGCUAUUCCCAGCUUGUCCAUUUAUUAACCGUACAUGCAUGAAUGAACAAAUGAACUCUAGCUUUCCAGUCAUGUUUCAUGACCCCUCAAACUCUGAGGAAGUAGCUAAUCAUCACCCUUCAGAAAAUGGCCCUUGCAGCCACUUGAAUGGUGAUUGCCAAUUUCAUAACCAACUUCUCAGCGAUCCUGUGAAAAGUAGAAGUAUUGAAGACAUGUCCCAUCUUCGACCCAAGAAUCCUGCAAUGUGCAGUGAAGAAGCCAGACUCAAAACCUUCACUACGUGGCCUAGUUAUGGCAUUGUAACACCAAGAGAGCUUGCUAAAGCAGGGCUUUAUUAUUUAUGCAAAGAUGAUCAUGUACAGUGCUUUUGUUGUGCUGGGUUAAUGAAAAAUUGGGAACCUGGAGAUCGAGCAAUGUCUGAGCACAAGAGGCAUUUUCCUAUGUGUGCUUUUGUUUUGGGACACUCUGUUGGAAAUAUACCAAUUGAUCCAAAUUGCAGCAGAAAAUAUGUUAACCAGCCAUUAAAUGGUGAACCAAAAGCAAACUUUUUUAAUCUAUCCAAACACCCAGACAAGCAAACAUUAGAAUCCCGGCUUCAGACAUUCAAAUGCCCAGAACGUUUUCCACUGAAUACUGCUGACCUAGCAGGAGCUGGGUUUUACAGCACAGGUGAUGAAGACAACGUAAAGUGUUUUCACUGUGAUGGAGGCCUGAGAAAUUGGGAAUCGAGUGAUGAGGCCUGGGAGCAGCAUGCAAAAUGGUUUCCAGGGUGUGGGUUCCUGAAUCAACAGAGAGGCCAAGACUUUGUCAGUGAUGUUCAGUUGAGGAAAUUACAAUCCGGUUCUACUACUGAAGCCUUCCCCCAAAAUGGUCUUUCUGCACAUCUAUCAGAAUCUGAAAGCUCACUUAUGCAAACCCCAGUAGUUCAGGGUGCUCUUGAGAUGGGAUUUGACAGCUUGCUAAUAAUGGAAUUAGUGAAAAGGAAACUUAGAUCGGCACAUGAUACCUACAGUUCUGUUGAAAUGCUGGUUACGGAUCUUCUGGCAGCUGAAAGAGAAACACAGGAUCAGGAACGUGAGGACCAGAAGGAAGAUACAAACCUGGAAGAGCAGUUAAAAAAACUCAAGGAAGAGAAGUGUUGCAAAAUUUGCUGGGAUCGAGAUGUUUGCAUUGCCUUUGUACCCUGUGGUCAUAUAGCCACAUGUAGAGAAUGUUCUGCUGUGCAGAAAUGUCCUAUAUGCUGUUCCCAAAUUCACGAGAGAGUUAGAAUAUACAUGUCUUAAUUACUGAAGUAAAAUUCAUCGGAAUUUGUUGCCUCAGUUUUGCAGUAAAUAAAGAUUUUAUUAACUUGUAUUGUGAAUUAAAUGAAUAUGAUUGCAACUUGUUUCCUAUUUAAACUUUAUUGUGCAGUGACUUUUUCAAAUAAUUGUGUAGUAAGUUUAAUUGUGUGCCAAUUAACUAGCAACACUGAACACUUAAUGAACUAAACAAUGUAGUGUACAAAUUAAAAUGAAUUAUGAUAAACUAUUUGAUAAGGCCAUUAUGUUUCAACAGAACUUGUUGAUCAUUUGGCAGGAUUUUUGUGUAAUCUUUUAUAAAUCUUAAAUUGCCUUAAAACACAAGGUCUUAAUGCUACAGAACAGAGUACCCACUGUCUCUUGAGCAACUUUUGUAACAGCAUCCUCGAACAUGGAGGACUGUUUCAGUUGAAGCGUUCAAUUUAAAUUUCUAACUUAUGGUAUAAAGUGAUAAAAUUUCAGACUCUUAAUAUAAUGAAUUGCAUUGAAUUCACAGCAUUUUAGUACGGCACUUUAUGAAACUGGCAGGAUUGAAAUUGUGGUUAGUGUUGAUUUUUUUUUUGGUGAAUUUUCAAUCCUUUUUUGGGUAUAUUGUCAGAUGAUUGCAUACUCUAUUUCCAGGAGGGUGGGGUAGAAAACUGGUAUAGUAUGGCUUUGAAUUUAGAAAUCUGUCAAAUAAAUAUAACUCUGGUUGUGGAUUAGUCUACGUUUCAAAAUGGUCUCAUUUGCACAAUCAAAAGAGGCUGUAUUAUAGGAAGCAGAUGGCAAAGGAGUCAUGGAGUUUAAAAAAAAAGGUACCGUACUUGCAAUUUUUGAUUUAUGAUAAUGCAGGAUUAAAUUUUGCUGCUUGAGUAAAUUGUAGUUGGAAGUCCCAAUUAAGUAUACACCGAGGAUUUAAAUUAAAAGGUUAACAAAUGAAAGAAGCCGUGCACUGGUCAACUGGUGGCCUAUCGUAACAUUAUGUGAAGAUUGAAUGUGGAGUUUUAACAUUGGAUUGUAUAACCAAGUAUCUAUUCUGAAUCAAGAUCAUGUACUUCAAAAUGAUGGCUGCACUGCUGUGAUCUGAGUUUCACCAGUAAUCUGGUAAACUAUGAUCCACCAUAAAUGAGCAGACCCCUUCUCACAAUAUUCAGCCUUUAAGGAAUCAUCGUGGAAUGCAUUAUUUCUUAAUUUGUUUUAAGCUGACGGACAGUUUUUAAUUGUUGACUGACAUGCGCAAAACAAAUGAACAUGUAACUUCCUUUUAGUUGGAAGUUCAUCAGAUUUGAAAGUGAAAUCUGUGACUAGCUGCUAGAUCAUGUACAUGGAUUCAACAUAUUCUAGGUCAGUUGUGUACUUGUAGUAUUUAUCUGAAACUUUGAAAAUGUGCUCAUACAGGACCAAAUUAAUACAACUAUUUUUAACAUGUACUUUAACCCUUUACCUUUUUAAAUAUCACUUGGAUCUUGAUUUGAUUCAGUUUUUCAGUUGGAGAGUAAAAUAGCUUGAAUCUAUGCUUUUAUUUAUAAUUUUGCAAGGCUGAGGAAUAAUUUGUAAUAAAAAUUAAUUUUCAUCUUA